This is a messenger RNA of Drosophila gunungcola (fruit fly), 1304 nucleotides long. RefSeq lists its product as uncharacterized. The record is from RefSeq and is a predicted model, not a curated record. The coding region runs from base 35 to 1201 and encodes 388 amino acids. Lineage: Eukaryota; Metazoa; Arthropoda; Insecta; Diptera; Drosophilidae. The transcript has a single exon.
UCUCGAACAUUAAAACACAAAAGCAGGAAGCAGCAUGCGCAUUUCGGGGGCAACCACUGAGUUCUCCGGCCUGGCGAGCACCAACACGCACCCACAAUCGCCGCACAAAAUGGAGCAACUGCAGCCGGGAGACGCAUGCCUGGAGUGCCUGGGCUUGGGCAGGAAUCACAAGCUGCGCUUCUUCUACAUAAAUCUUGAGGAGCAGCUGCUUAAGUGCGAGUCGCGAAGUUGUCUUUGGCCACAUAACGACGAGGUCUCCUCGGAUGAGGAGCUGGACUUGAAUGCUGGAGAUCCACUGCCAGCUAUUGAUGUUGCAGAAAAUCCUCCCUUUUCUGGUGCUGCUCCGUUGGCCGAUCGUCAUCCACCCUGCGCUGUUUUAUUGGCCGAUCCUCCUCCACCCUGCGCUGUUGCCUUGGCCGAUCCUCCUCCAGAUGAUGACGACGAAUUUAUACUACAAUUGCUUCAGCAACUGACUCCUGGCACAGAAACGGACUCAGUUGAAUCUCCUCCUGAAUCGAAUAUAAAUCUCUGCUCAGUGGUAGAUCUUCUCUCUCUAGACCCUACAGAAGUAACGUCUUGUCCACAACUGGAGCUACCAGACUUGAGUUUCUUAGAGGAAAACAUACCCGAACAUAAGGAACCACUAAAAGCUGUGAUAACCAAACAGGAAAUACCUCUCCUGCCUGCAAAAUUAAAGUCUCCGCCAAGGUUUAAAACUCCAAAAAGCAUAAAAAUAAAGGAAGAAGGGCCUCCUCUCAAGAUUCCCAGCUCCCAAGUUAAGCAAGAAGUGACUUCCCUCAAUAUUUCCGCGGUGCCCAAUUUCCAGAGCAAACUGGAAAUACCAUUGCUGCCCGCAAGUCUGAAGACUCUACCCAGGAUUAAACCCAAGGGAGACCCCUUCAGCACUCCGCUGAAAAAAGCAUCAACUCAGCCGCAAACGCAGCCUCCCAUUCAUCUGGAAACACCGCCGGCUGUAAACAUCAUUAUCAGUAUUCCCGAGCUUAAUCCCGCCGUGCCCUUCCUGGACGCCAUCAAACGCCAUUCCACAGGCUCAAAACCUUCGUUGCGUGGAGGAGGAAGACGUCCUAAGCGCCUGGCCAGAGAAACCACCGGCAGAGGCAUUCGGACCCAGGCGGUGAUGCAUUUGAUAGAACGGUUGGAAACCACUGCCGAUGCAAAGCGCUUGGCACCUCCUCCAUAAUAAGAUGGCAUUUUACCUUAUUCAAGUAUUUGAAAUAAAUUUGCAUAUGAAAUUAUGCACGCAUUCACCGGACGAGAAUUCAAGUUCGUUUAUUUAUAAACAA